UUUGCGGUUAGGCGUCAGGUGAAACUCGCUGUCUAAGGAGAAGGAGACAGAUAAAACUGACUUCGUCUGAACUUUCUGGAAAGUUUAUUGUACUAUCUAUGAACUUACUCACCAACGGAAGCUUUUAACACCAGAAUCCAGAAUCCAACACAUGAUACAAGAUGAAGAGCCUCAAGUAUCGGUUGAAAAAGCACGAAGUUACAAUCACAAACACAGACUGGAACAAGUACGAUGAUCGGCUGAUGAAGGCGGUGGAACGUGGGGAGGUGGACAAGGUUGCUGCUGUUCUCAGCAAGAAAGGCAUCAUUCCCACCAAGCUUGACGUGGAAGGACGCUCUGCGUUUCAUUUGGCUGCAACUCGAGGACACCUAGACUGUCUGAAUCUCAUUCUGGGACACAGCGUUGACAUCACUGCAACCGAUGCAACUGGUAAAAAUGCUCUUCAUCUGUCUUCAAGAAAUGGACAUUCUCUGUGUGUACAGAAACUCUUGCAGCACAACUGUCCAGUUGGAAAUGUGGACCUACAAGGAAGGACAGCUCUACAUGAUGCUGUCAUGGCAGGCUGCUCCUCCAGCGUGAAACUUCUCUGUGACAGCGGGGCUUCUGUGAAUGCCAGUGAUUUUGAUGGCAGGACACCUCUGGUGCUGGCAACCCAGAUGUGUCAUCCACGCAUCUGUCAGCUGCUGCUGGAGCGAGGUGCUGAUAUCACCAUCCGAGACAAACAAAACAAGACAGCGCUGAUUCUGGGCUGUGAGUAUGGCUGUAAAGAUGCAGUGGAGGUGUUGCUGAAGAGUGGCGUUGACGUGAAGGCUGUUGACGGCUUGGGUCACGAUGCAUUUCACUAUGCUCGCCUCAGCAAGAACCCGGAACUUGUUGCGAUGGUGAAAAGUUAUCUCGACAAAGCCACCAGAGAUAAAGAGGCUGCAAAGAUAGAACAGUGGAAGCGACAGCAUUCAGUGGAGAGAUCAGAGGCAGCUGAGGUUAACAGAAGGGAUCAGAUCAUACAUGAAUUGGAGAGGCAGAAUGAGACCCUGCAGGAAAGUCUCAGAAAGUAUCACCAGGAGCAGAAAGCCAUGUUCGAUAAGGUAGCCAUGCUACAGCAACAGCUCACACAGGAAAAGAUAACUGUGGAAGACACUCAGAAAGAGAAAGAGCAGUUGAAGGUGCUACUUAGUGCCAAAGAAAGAGAGGAAGGGGCUCGAGGCCUGGAGACUGUCAAGGUCCAGCUCCGGAGUACUUUGGGGGACUACUCCGGGCAAUCUGUUAUCAAAGGCAAAGAAAACACUUUGGUCAAACAAGCUCACAGCCUGGAUUCUGAACAGAUGCUCCAGAAUCCUGUCAUGUUGCGUUCACUGUCCAGACCUCCAGAGAAGAGUCAGCCUUCUGUAGGCUGGGAGCUCUCCAGUGAACUGGAUGCACUCCGACAUGAACUUGAGGUGGUCAAGACAAGACAGCAGGCAGCAGAGGAAGAGACGGCGAGACUUCAGGCUGCCCUGAACCGUAAAAAUCGAGAGUGCCAAGAGCUUGUUCAGAGCCGAGACACCAUCCAGAAACAGGCUGACCAGCAGGUUCAAGAACUCGAGGACGCUUUGGGGGACGUCCAGAAGAGGAUGCUAGAUUCUGAGUGUAAGGUCAAACAGCUGCAAGCCCAUGUAGUCGCUGUUAAGGAACAUUUAGGAGGCCAGUCAACAGAAGAACUGCGUGCCCAGCUCCAGGAUAUCAAGGUCAAGUAUGAAGGGGCUUCAGCCGAAGUGGGUCGCGUUCGUAAUCGCCUCAAACAGAGCGAGAAGGCCCUGGAGGAGUACAAGAGCAGCGAGAGCCAGCUAGCAGCUGAGGCAGAAAGGCUGAACCGAGACCUGGGAGCUCUCUAUGCAGAAAAAGAUGGACUGACAGAAGCCCUUUUAGAAAUGGAAACCAAAUUGAAGGAGGCCCAGUCUAAACAUGGCAACACAGUACCAGCUGAGAAGUUUGACAACAUGAAAAAUCUGCUGACCAAUGCGGUUGACGAGAAGGAACGGCAGCUCGCUGAGCUGAGGGAAGACUAUGAUCGUGUGCUGGAGGAGGUGGCAGAGCUCCAUCGAAAGAUGGACAGUCCGUCAGCCCAGGGAAGCUCAGGGGCGAUGUCUGCUGAGGAGCAACAGAGGAUACAGGCAGCCCUCGAAGAGCAGAAUGCUUCGUUGAAAAGGAAACUGGUCGACGUGACUGCCAAAAGCCAGGCUCUAAUUCAUGAAGUCGAGGAGAGUGAAGAGGAAAGAGACAUGCUACGAGAACAACUGGAUGCGCUCAACAGCAGGAUUGAGAUUGACUUUAUACCCAUGAAGAACCAUGAGGAAGCUCGGAGGGACAUGGUAACAGCUUUGGAGGAGCUGGAGGACAAACUGGUGGAAGCCAGUGAACGUUAUUGUAAAGCAGAGGCACAAGUCCAGCAGCUUCAAACUGAGGGGGCCACGCUGCAGGAGAAUAUCAGCCGUCUCCAAAGUGCCAAUGAGAGACACCAGAGUGAAAUGGACGCUCUAAGAUCUCAGAAUGCCGACCUGAUGAAGAAACUUGAACUUUUGCAGAGGAGAUGUGAAGACAGGGAGAGAGAGUAUGCGCAGCUGAGCACACAGAGCCAGACUCUGAAACAGAGCUUGGAUGGAGAGUAUGUUCCUAGACAGCAGCACGAGCAAGUGAAGAUGGAGUUAAGUUCCGCCUUAGAGAGUGUUAAAGCAGAGAUGUUAAAGUUGGAGGACAAGGAAAAAGAAAGUGGGGUAAAACUGAAGAAUGUGAAAGAAGGAAAUGAUAAGUUGAAAGAAGAGCUGGAAAAAGUCCUGUUGGAGAUGAAAAAUAACUAUAUAUGUAUAAAAGACCAUAAAUCUACCACAGAUAAGUUGAAUGCUGCUGUGGUUGAGGCAGAGAAUAGAGCAAACGAAGUGUCAGCGAUGUAUGUGUUGGCUCAGGAGGAAGCGGUAAAACUUACCCAAGAACUGGAGGCCCAGAAGAAAGAACUUGAUACCAUACAGGAGGCUAUUAAGUCUAAGUUUAUCCCACUGACAGCGGCCGAGGAAAAAGAACACUCUUACAGUGCCCAGGUGAAGGAGUUGACAGAUAAACUGCUGGAAAUGGAAGAUAAGUAUAACAAAGAAAGGUCUGCCAGAGAGAGCAACAAACAGGAGAAAGACAAACUUAAAGAUGAGAUUGAAUCUGUUCAGCAGAGACUAGUCACUACUCUAGUUACCAGUGAAAAGCACAAGGAUGUAGAGGCAGAGUUUAAGAGUAAAUUAGAGGCACUGACUCAGAAGUUAGUCAACUUAGAGCAGCAGCACAAGGAGGUAACAUUACAGAAAGCUGAUCUUGAAGACCAGAAUGUCUUCUGCAACACUCAGAUCCAGAAUCUCCAGGAUCGUCUGAAAUCAGAGUUGACUCGGAUAGCAACAUAUGACACUGAGCUUAAAGCCCUCCAUGAUGCCAUGCAGCAAGCCCAGGCCGACUGCAAAAAAGCAAGAGAGGCACAGCAGGAAGAAGCCCAGAGGGUUUGUGCCUUACAGAAAGAACUGCAGGAACACCACGGGGAUCAGGCGUCUCUGCUGCAACAACAGACCAACAGGGAAGCCCUGGAGGCUGAAGUCGCUAAGCUUCAAAUGGCUCUCCGUGAAGAGGAGGAGAACAAUGCCCAGAGAGCUGAAGACGUAUCUGCCCUGCAAUCUGAGCUCCUUCAGGCCACACAGGCUCUCGACGAAAUUCGUUACAAGGAAGACCAAAUGAACCAGCUGAAAAAGGAGAAGCAGCAGCUGGAGGAAGAGGCUGCCAACCUGAGCAACAAGCUACUGAGCUUGGCAGAAGAGUGUGAAGAGGCCCAUCAGGAGUCAAAGCAAGCGAGGGAGGGUGAGAGCAGGGCUAGGACAGAAAUGGAGGCUGUCCAGGAGAAGGGACGCGCCAUUGAAAGAGAAGUAAGGGAGCUGAAAGAGAGAUAUGAUGAGUCGCUCAGCACCAUUUGUGAUCUUCAGAGGAGGAUUCAGACAUCAUCUCAGCAGACUGAAGCCAAAGACAAGAAGAUCGCAGAGUUGCUGACAGACGUUGAGCGAUUGAAGCAGGCACUUAACGGUCUUUCCCAGCUGGCAUACACAAGCAAUGCGCCCAAUAAGAGACAGACGAUGCACAUUGACACACUCCAAGCCCAGAUCAAGAGCCUACAGCAACAGCUGGCUGAUGCUGAGAGGCAACACAGGGAGGUGGUUUCAAUUUAUCGAACUCAUCUUCUCAGCGCAGCACAGGGCCACAUGGAUGAGGACGUCCAGGCCGCCUUACUACAGAUCAUCCGCAUGAGACAGGAGUUUGUGUGUUAAAGCUUCCUCCGAUAAAACAAAAUGCUACCUGCUGACUCAAAUUCACCAGUUUCACUUCUCCCACUGCAGAGUUCCCCUGCUGUGGCCCCUGUGGGUGCCCAAUGUGUGUGUCUGAAAUUAAUUUUUUGUAGCGUGGCUGCACUUUGGUUCCCCAAAUCUCUGUGUUGUGUAAAAAGUGAAUAACUACAUUUUAGAUACAGAUGUGUUAUUUCAGCUGCAGUAGAAACGCGGCAAAUCUUUAUACAAAAUGUGUUCUUAUAGUACAGUAUGUGACGAAGCAAUUCCAUACAGUUAUAAAUUCAUUUUAUAUAGCUUUAACCCAUUACAAUAUGGGAGUUAUUUGAAAUGUAGGUCCCUUUCGUAGAUUACUCUUGAAAUGCUCGGCUGAAAUGUAACAUGGACACGAACACAAAGACCACUUUUCACAUUCCCACCUGACAGUCAGCUCUCAUAAAGUAUGUUUUUGUGUUAAACAGCAAUGUUUGCUCGAUUUUUAAGGAUAGAUUCACAUUUUGUUAAGUCUGUUUUAUGGUGCCCAUAUGAACACUGAAAAAGCUUUGCUUGUGUUAAUUAUUUGUCCUGUUCAUACUGACCAUUAAGAGAUCCCUUCCUGAGGCUCUUCUAAUAUAAGUGAGGAGGGAUAAAAUCCAGUCUUCAGUUCCUGCAGCGGUGGAUUCAGAAGGUUAUCUGAAGUUAAUGAGUUGGUAAAAUCACAUGGCUAUCUUCCAAAGUUGGCAGUGCUUCCUUGUUGUGCUGCAGUGACAACACAAGGCGAGAAUGUCGUGCUAAACACACGUUAACUUUGAAAGAUAACCGCUUGAUUUCCUUGAUGCAGACUGCUUAAGCCUCAUUAUCUUCAGAUAAAUGUGUUUUGUCCCCCAUCACUUACACUGAUAACACAUUAAGAAGGAAUCUUUUAAUGUCCAGCGUGAACAGGAGGAACAUUAACAGCAAGCAAAACCUGUUUCACUGUAGAAAUGGGCAUGUAAGUAUUGUUUUGAGUUGUGAACACAUCCUUUAAUACAAUACUCAGAUAGCCAUCUUUACAUUGAAGGAGUUCUUGGGCUCUGUAAUCUUGACUGGCAGUAAAGAGAUGCCCUUGUAACAUGAGAUGGGGAUUAUGUGCAAAAAUAGAUUUUAAGUUUAAUCAUAGCUAAUGUGGGGCUUCAGAAGUAUGAAUUAACCAUGUGAAAUGGGUUUCUUUCAAGGUUACCUUUCAUAUUGGUAUGAAAUUCCCCAGACUGUGCUGAUUUUUGAAAUUCAUAUUUGCACAGCAAGAGGACAGAAGGAGGAUUUUGUCCUCCAUCUGUUACAUUGGAAAAGCAUUAUUAGGGGAUCCCUUCACAUCCGGUGAGGACCGAAGGAAUGAUUACAGCAUCCAGUAACUAUCUAUAUGUACAUAUGGGAAUCUGAGUAUUGUUUUAGGGCAGACUUGAAAGAAUGUCAUCCUAUCCUUUAACCUUGUUCAUGUCAGUUGUUACACUUCGGCUGCUUUCUUGAGACUGUACUCAUUUUGUGGCACAGUUAUCGUCUUCAGAAGGUCCAAACUAGUAUGUGUGUUUUCAGAAUACAUCCAAAUGCCAAAGAUCUAAAGAGGGUAAUAUCAUCCAAAUCUAAAACUACUCGCCAUUUUAGUGGAAGAUAGUAUUGUGACAGAUUUGGAAGAGCUAUAAGUUAUGUCACUCACACAGUCUGGACAUGGUUUGUGCUGGAUUUGAGUCAUGGGGGGUGUGGAGUGGAGAUCUCUUGCUGUGUCCUACAGUUUGCAGUGGCACGUCAUCGUUUUUGUUGAAACCAGAGUGUCCUCUAGUGGUGAGACUUGGCAGGCCAAGUUGAUAGAAAUUGUAAUCAGUGUGGCUCAGGGGUAGGCAGUAGUUGUUUUUGGGGAGCUGUGAAAUCUGCAUGUUUGUACUCAACACGGGAAAUGUAUAAUAAAUCUUACAGCUAGUUGAGACAACACAAAAUGUGAAUGUAAAACUACAUUGACAGAGCUUUAUCUACUCAAAUCUGCUGCUUUGCAUCACAACAUUUUAACCUUUUAAAGACGGCUAAUGACCCAGCUGAAGCUUGACAUAAUAUAAAACCUCAUUUAUGCAGCAGUGAACUUUGCAGCUCUCUUAGAGCAAAGCUUGCGUGCCCCUGAGCCAGCUCUUUGUGACUCUUGAUGGUGUAGUGUAGUGGUGUUGUGAUUGUUGAGCGAGUCUCUUAUGCCUUUACACUGAUAUAUUUUUCAUAGCUUUGUACUACUUUAAUAACACUACUACAGUGUGACAAUUCUGAUAUUCAGCAGGUCUGGAAGUAGAACGGCACAAAACACGUUCAGGGUAACAUUUACCAUAGGAUGCCAUUUGAUAACCUUAGAACAGAUUCCUUUAUUUAUGUGGACAGACAACAUAGGAACGUUAGUUAUUUGAAACACUCCUGUCUUUACCUUUCAGCUAACACACCUUAUCAAGUAAACAGUCUCUUUUUAUAUGUUGGCCGAAAAAAACUCUGUUAACACCAACAGAUAUUUUAGAAAAUUAUACAUCUUGCAUUUUGUUAUGCAGAUGUUAGGGAUUAACACUAAUAUUUUGGGAUACUUCUUUCUGUCUUUCCCCUACUGUUAAUAUACACUACAAAUUGAAUCCAGUAAAAUCUUUAAAUAAAUAUACUGUAUACCAGUCUGUUUUAAUUGGUUGUUUUCUUUGGCAGUAAUAUUUGUGUUUGUGAAUCAGUAAAACAACAUUAAUAAAAGUGCCUAACAUAGAAAACUA
Messenger RNA from Micropterus salmoides (largemouth bass), 7081 nucleotides. It is a transcript of the gene uacab, whose product is annotated as uveal autoantigen with coiled-coil domains and ankyrin repeats b. NCBI's taxonomy places the organism in Eukaryota, Metazoa, Chordata, Actinopteri, Centrarchiformes, Centrarchidae. Gene Ontology annotation, molecular function: actin binding. The record is from RefSeq and is a predicted model, not a curated record.